Molecule: messenger RNA, 2613 nt
Organism: Knipowitschia caucasica
Lineage: Eukaryota; Metazoa; Chordata; Actinopteri; Gobiiformes; Gobiidae
Source: the annotation of a GenBank genome assembly
AUGGAGGCCCCCACCUUCUCCUCAGGUGGAGGAGAGAGUGCAGUUGUGGAGCAGCCCCCAGAUUCUCUCAACUCUGGGGGAGAGCAGACACAGGCCGAAGGAACUGCACCUGUAAUCAUAAUUACAGAUGAGACAAUUUUGUGUCCCAUAGCACCGAGAGAUGGAGAAUGGAUUCACUCUGUCGAUAGUUCCCUCUCUUCAUCUGACAGUGAAGAUGAGGGUUGCGGCAAGAAAGACAAGAAGAAGAAAAUCAAAAAGAAGAAAAAGAAGAAGGAUUCAAGUUCAUCUUCCUCUUCCUCCAGCAGCUCCUCUGAUAGUGACUCAGACAGUGAGGAUGACAAGAAAAAGAAGAAGAAGAAGAAGAAAAAGGACAAGGGCAGCGAUGAAGAACCAGAAUACGUUUGGGAAAUGGUCAUCAUAACCCAGAACGGGGAGAGGAUUGUACAUCAACCCAUAAGGAGACUUAAAGAGAAAAAGGAUAAGAAGAAAAAGAAGGACAAGAAAAAAAAAGAUAAGAAGAAAAAGAAGAAGAAGGAUUCUAGCUCCUCCUCCUCUUCAUCUUCUGAAAGUUCAUCUGACAGUGAGGACAAGAAGAAGAAGAAGAAAAAGAAAACAAAGAAGAAGGACUCAAGCUCCUCUUCCUCUUCUGACUCAUCUUCCUCAAGCAGUGAUGAUGAUAAGAAGAAAAAGAAGAAAAAGGACAAAAAGAAGAAGAAGAAGAAGCAAAAGGACAAGAAAAAGGACUCCGGCUCUUCAUCAUCUUCAUCUGACAGUGAAAAGGACAAGAAGAAGAAGAAAGACAAGAAAAAGGAUGAUAAGAAGGAGCCCAGUUCACCCACAACAGAAGAUGGUGAUAAUCCUGGGUCCAAUAAAUACAUGUAUGAAGUUUGUGACAAGACUGCUGCUGCGCUGGAGGCAGAGGGAGAAUUUGACGAGGGAGUGGCCGAUCGAGCAAUUCCCUUCACUUCAGCUAUGGACAAAGGAAACCUCACAGACGACGAGGCCGAACAAGAAAAUUCCCCUUUGUCCCCUUCCAAAAAAAAGAAGCUAACGAAAAAAAAGAAGAAAAAGGACUCUGACUCUGGUUCAGACAGUGACGAUGAGGAUGACAAGAAAAAGAAGAAGAAGAAGAAGAAAAAGAAAAAGGAUUCCAGCUCAUCUUCAUCUUCAUCAUCAUCCUCAUCCUCAGACAGCGAUGACGACAAGAAGAAGAAGAAGAAGAAGAAGAAAAAUAAGAAAGUAAAAAAGAAGAAGGACUCAAGCAGCUCCUCCUCUUCUUCCUCCUCUUCAGACAGCGACAGUGACGAUGAUAAGAAGAAGAAGAAAAAGAAAGAUAAGAAAAAGAAGAAGAAGAAGGACAAGAAAAAGAAGGAUUCAGACUCGGCCAGUGAUUCUAGUGACGGCGAGAAAAAGAAGAAGAAGGACAAGAAGAAGGAUUCUUCAUCGUCCAGUGACUCAAGUGAUGACGACAAGAAGAAAAAGAAGAAAAAGGACAAGAAGAAGAAGAAGGAUUCCUCUUCGUCAGCUUCAUCCUCCUCCAGUGACUCUAGUGACAAUGACAAGAAGAAAAAGAAGAAAAAGGACAAGAAGAAGAAGAAAGAUAAGAAAAAGGAUUCUUCUUCUGAAUCUUCAUCAUCGUCGUCCUCGUCCAGUGACUCUAGCGACGAUGAGAAGAAGAAGAAAAAGAAGAAGAAAAAGGACAAAAAGAAGAAGGACAAGAAAAAGGAUUCUUCAUCGUCCUCGGCGAGUGAUUCCAGUGAGGACGAGAAGAAAAAGAAGAAGAAAAAGGACAAGAAGAAGAAGAAAAAGAAAGAUAAGAAAAAGGAUUCUUCUUCUGAAUCUUCCUCAUCGUCAUCCUCGUCCAGUGACUCUAGCGAUGAUGAGAAGAAGAAGAAAAAGAAGAAAAAGGACAAAAAGAAGAAGCACAAGAAAAAGGAUUCUUCUUCAUCCUCUUCCUCUUCAAGUGACUCCAGUGAUGACGAGAAGAAAAAGAAGAAGAAGAAAAAGGACAAGAAGAAGAAGAAAAAGAAAGAUAAGAAGAAGGAUUCUUCAUCGUCCUCCUCCAGUAAUUCUAGUGACAACGACAAAAAAAAGAAGAAAAAGGACAAGAAAAAGGAUUCUGACUCCUCUGGUAGUGACAACGACAAGAAGAAAAAGAAAAAGGACAAAAAGAAGGAUUCAAGUUCUGCAAACGAAAGUGACAGUGACAAAGAAAACAAAGAGGACAAGAAAAAGGACAAGAGCUGUGGCUCCAGCUGUGAGACUGAGAAGAAGACUGAGAGCUCUCCAGGUGAUAAACUGGCCGACCCCAAACUGGACUCUUCCUCCGGUGCCCUGUCGUCUCAGAGCAGCAGCAGUAGCAGCUCAAAGCCCACCGCCUCCUCCAGCACCUACAGCAGCUCCUUAACGCCCCUGCCUUCCAAACCUGUGGUCAAAAUCGAGGCUCCCGUGGGCCCCUCCUCCACCAUUGCAUCCAAACCCUCCACCGUCACCUACACAGCGAGCUUCUCCAGCCCAGUGCGACGGCCCCCGAGCCCCAUGGAGUCUCUGAUGGGAAGUCCCCGCAGAUCCACCUCGCAUCUCACCAGCAGAGAUUUGUUGAGAAAAUAUUAG